GGCAAUGAAAGUAUUUCGGUCAAGGCUACAAAAUUGUUUGGGGCGUGCGGUGCUAGAUGCUCAAAGGAAGGUGCGUUGUACAGUAGGUUACCUAGAUUUGCUUUGCAGCAGCCACCAUCUCGUCAUUCGACAGUAUAUCCUUCUCGAAACCGUUGACGACCAGAUGCAGCAUCAACGCGACGCAAUCCUCCGUGGCGAUAAUGGGCCAGCCGUUCUUGUUCGCGAAGUCGCGCGAGUCUUCUAUCUUAGCACGCUCGGUGAUCACUCCCGGUCUCACCGCACACGCCUCGAAUCCGUCAAGCUCGCCCGCCAAAUCAAAGACGGCAUUUUCCACAUCACCCUGCGCCAUCGAUAAAACUCCGCAAAUUCUCCUUCAACCUUCGCGGUUUGGUCUCGGAUGGCUCCGGACCCGCUCAUAUAGCAGAAUCGGAACGGCUUGGCAGGAGACGAAUCUGCGAGCGCUUGGAUGCCGACGAGCGU
This is a messenger RNA of Mycena citricolor, 480 nucleotides long. The record is from the annotation of a GenBank genome assembly. NCBI's taxonomy places the organism in Eukaryota, Fungi, Basidiomycota, Agaricomycetes, Agaricales, Mycenaceae.